Molecule: messenger RNA, 375 nt
Organism: Lithohypha guttulata
Lineage: Eukaryota; Fungi; Ascomycota; Eurotiomycetes; Chaetothyriales; Trichomeriaceae
Gene: YKE2
Product: Prefoldin subunit 6
Exons: 2
Coding region: 1-375 (124 amino acids)
Biological process (GO): chaperone-mediated protein complex assembly; protein folding
Cellular component (GO): cytoplasm; prefoldin complex
Molecular function (GO): protein-folding chaperone binding
Source: RefSeq, a predicted model, not a curated record
AUGGAGCAGGACCAGAAAAAGCUGCAAGGUCUAUCGGAGACCUUGCAGAAGUUCCAGGAUGACCUCCAAACCGCAAUCGAAGCACGUCAACGACUCGAGUCGCAACAGGCAGAGAACAAAGCAGUCCAGAAGGAAUUUAAAGGUUUAGCCGAAGAUUCCGACAUAUAUCGAUUGGUUGGACCAGUCCUUCUAAAGCAGGACAAAUCCGAGGCGAAUAGCACAGUCGAUGGACGACUAGACUUUAUUGGCAAGGAAAUCACUAGGACAGAGACACGAAUUAAGGAAAUCCAGCAAGGCAGCGAGAAGAAGAGGGUCGAAUUGAUUCAGUUACAGCAGCAAAUGCAGAUGGCCGCGCAAGGACAGGUACAAAGUUGA